Cotesia congregata is the source of this 561-nucleotide messenger RNA. NCBI's taxonomy places the organism in Eukaryota, Metazoa, Arthropoda, Insecta, Hymenoptera, Braconidae. The record is from the annotation of a GenBank genome assembly.
AUGAAUCCUGAAAAGCUUAAAAAGUUACAAGCACAAGUUAGGAUUGGAGGUAAAGGUACACCUCGUCGUAAAAAGAAGGUUGUCCACGCGACCGCAGCGACAGAUGACAAGAAACUGCAGAGCUGUCUGAAGAAGCUCUCGGUGAACACGAUCCCUGGGAUCGAGGAGGUCAACAUGAUCAAGGAUGACGGUACGGUAAUUCAUUUUAACAACCCAAAAGCUCAGGCGAGCCUCAACGCAAACACCUUCGCUAUCACCGGGCACGGCGAGAACAAACAAAUCACAGAAAUGCUUCCGGGCAUACUGAGCCAGUUGGGCCCAGAGGGCUUGACCCAGCUCAAAAGAUUGGCAAGCACGGUGGCUGGCAGUGCUGUUGGCAAAGCCACCAUGGAGGAGGAUGAUGAAGUGCCGGACUUGGUUGAAAACUUUGAUGAAGCAAGCAAGGAAGAGGUUGUUACAAAGAAAGAAGUUGAAGAAACUGAUAAAAAUGCAGCUGACAAAAAAGAAAUCAUUACACCAGUAGAAGAGAAAAAAGAAGCAAUAGUUAAAUCUGAUGCUUAA